Molecule: messenger RNA, 1893 nt
Organism: Bacillus rossius redtenbacheri
Lineage: Eukaryota; Metazoa; Arthropoda; Insecta; Phasmatodea; Bacillidae
Product: juvenile hormone esterase-like
Exons: 11
Coding region: 83-1723 (546 amino acids)
Source: RefSeq, a predicted model, not a curated record
AAAUAGAGAUAGCAUUGUGAUUUUAUCACUAUAAAAGUUUGAGGCGUAACAGAUUUGUUCUGCGGUCGCCAGUCUUCCAACGAUGCUGCUGGUCUCUGCGUUGCUGUUCGUCACACUCCUGAGUGGGGCGUGCUCGGAAGACGUGCACCAGGUUUUUUCAGGGAAUGUGUACGCCGUUGUAAAUACCACGUAUGGAUCUGUGAGAGGACAGCUCGUCAACUCUAAUGUUCCGAAUGGAGGGCAGUACUACAUUUUCAAAGGAAUCCCCUACGCCAAGCCACCGGUGGGGGAUCUGCGUUUCAAGGCGCCGGUGGCCCACCCGGCGUGGAGCGGGGUGAGGGACGCCCUCCAGUUCGGCUCCACGUGCGUCCAGCAGGAGAACCCGGGGACCGGCGCUGAGGACUGCCUCUUCGUGAGCGUGUUCACGCCGCAGCUGCCGGGUCACGGGGUCACCCUGAAGCCGGUGAUGGUGAACAUCCACGGCGGAGGCUUCACCCACGGCUCGGGCAACACCUCGCCCGACCGCAUGCUGCAAGAGGGCAUCGUGUUCGUGAGUCUCAACUACCGGCUCAGCGUCCUCGGCUUCCUGAGCGUGGACAGCACGGUGGUGUCGAGCAACAACGGCCUGAAGGACCAGUCCCUGGCGCUGCGCUGGGUGCACGCCAACAUCGCCCGGUUCGGCGGCGACCCGGCCCAGGUCACCAUCUUCGGCCAGAGCGCCGGCGGCGCCAGCAUCGAGUUCCAGAUGCUCUCUCCCUUGUCGCGAGGACUGUUCCAUCGGGCAAUAUCCGACAGCGGGUCCGCCCUCAACCCAUGGGCCUUCCUCAACUCGACGGCUGACAGAGCGUUUGCUCUCGGCAAGAGAUUGGGUCACACCACCACUGAUGCCACGAGCCUGGUCAAAUUCCUCAAGUCUGUGUCAGCACAAAACCUGGAGAAGAGCGUGGACCCAUACAACCCGUUCCCGCCGACUCUGGAGUACCAGCACCAGCAGGGCUCGGAGGUGUUCCUGCCGGAGGAGCCAAUCAUGCUGCUGAGGCAGGGUCGCUACACGCAGGUGCCCUACAUCACCGGCUGCAACAACAAGGAGCAGAAGGAGGAUCCAUACGUGUUGCAGUUCAUCAGCAAGCCGGAGCUGUGGAAGAAUGUGGACAUGCAGCGCUUCAUCCCCGACGACCUGCACCUGACCAGGAACUCCAAGCUGUCCGAGGAGAUCGCUACCGAGAUGAAGAAGUUCUACCUGGGCACCGGGACCCCGUCCGCGGCCGAAAUCAGCUCUCUUGUCGACGUGGACAGUGACCAGAAGUUUGUGACUGGAAUCCACAGGUCAAUUAAACAGCGACUAGCCCACGGAAACUCACACUUGUAUGUGUACGAGUUCUCUUAUGAUGGACUACUUAGCCCAUCUAAAGGAAAAUCACCAAUAAAAGGUGCUGCCCAUGCAGACGACAUAGGAUACUUGUUCUACAUCUACCAGAAGGUAUCAGGUGUAACUGAAAGUUCUACAGACGCAAAAGUGUCCCAGAGGAUGGUGAAAAUGUGGACUAAUUUUGUGAAGUACGGCAACCCAACACAAGGGAUGACUCCGGCCUGGCUCCCCUCCACCAAGGCCAGCCCCGCCCACUUGUCGAUAGACGCGGAGACACGUCUGGUGCGCGAGGACCUGGCGGCUAGGAGGAUGGCCUUCUGGGACAAGAUCUACGCUUCCAUGCACAAGGUGUGAUCCCACCGCGGGCAGAUGGAGCGUGGAAGAUAGAGUUUCAACCUUCUGGCUGUACCUCGGACCUUUCCUCUACAGCUGGUCUUCUAAGUUCGAUUCAAUACCUGUCUUAGAACUGUUAUGGCUGGUUUGAUUUAAUGUGUAGGCAAAUAAUUAUAUACAUUGUUCACAGA